AUGCUAUACAAAGCUACAAUUGUUGAAUGGGAGGCAUUCACCAAGUUUUCUAGGAACAACUUACUUGAGACUUCCAAAAGGCAAGAACUUCUCAAAACAAGAGUCUUUGGUGGUUUAGAAUUUGUUUUCUUUAUUGUAGUUGGGGUUUGUUUAAAUAAAACCAAAAAAAAGUCUAGUGGAAAUCAAAAUAGUUAUCAUCAUGCAAUAUUGAGAUUUAGAAGGUAUAGUUAUUAUGAGUUGAAGGUAGCUACAAAGAAUUUUAGUAAUGAGAUUGGAAGAGGUGGAGGAGGGGUUGUCUAUAGAGGUAAGCAUAGAAUUUUGGUAUAUGAGUACAUGGAAAAUGGCUCUUUAGCUGAAAAUCUUUCAUCUAAAACAACACACUUGAUUGGAGUAAAAGAGGAAGAUAUGGAUAUUAGGCCUAAUAUGAGUCAGGUGGUUGAGAUGCUCCAAAAUAAUGAAAGAGUUGUUGAGUGA
Messenger RNA from Vicia faba (fava bean), 474 nucleotides. NCBI's taxonomy places the organism in Eukaryota, Viridiplantae, Streptophyta, Magnoliopsida, Fabales, Fabaceae. The record is from the annotation of a GenBank genome assembly.